AUGACUUCCUCUCCCCCCAACCCCCGCUACUGCGCCGCCAUCCUCUCACAAUGGGACCCCCUCCUCGAAAAGCGCAAAGACAUCUUCCCCAUCUACACCGACAAACCCCUCUACGUCGGCCGCUCCAGCACAGACUGCCAAUAUACCCUCCCCAACCACACCAUCUCGCGCAAGCACCUACACAUCUACACGGUAACGGUCGACCCGGACAACCCCGAAGAAACCCCCCCGCUGGUCUAUGCCGAGGACAUCUCCUCCACGGGCACAUACUGGAACGGCUAUCCCAUGGCCGGCAAAGGCGGCUUCUUGCUGAGUGAUGGCGAUGUCCUCAGGCUUGCCGGUCAGGUUUAUCUCAGGUUUCGCUUGUUGAGUGCCUGCGCUAUUGGGGGCGAGUGGGAUGGGUUGGGGAGGAUUACGAGGGUGGAUGUUAAUGUAUACAUGGCGUAUGAAAAUGCGACGGGGAAGCAGCUCGCGUGCAAGAUUAUCGAUGUUCGGCCGUUGAGGGAUGCGGCGAUUCGAGAGAAUUUGGGCAACGUGAACGCGUACGCGGGGUCAGCGCUCGUGACGGGGAAACGGUAUGAGGGGUUCUGGAGGAAGCUGGAGGAGAAGUUGAGGGUUAUUAAGCGCGAGGUGCUCCUGUUGAAGGAUCUUUGUCAUCCGAAUAUUAUCAGUCUGGAGAAGGUGAUUCAGACUUCUUUUAAUAUAUAUCUCGUACAAGAACUGGUCCCGGGGGGGGAUCUAUUCUCGUAUAUCCAGUACAAGGGCGGAAAACUGAGCAAUAUCGAGGCUGCGGUAAUUGUUCGCCAGAUUCUCAUGGCCCUCAAAUACUUGCAUCGACGGAACAUCGUCCACCGGGACCUGAAACCGGAUAACAUCCUCAUGACAUCCCUAGCAGACGGGUGUCGUGUCGUGCUCAGUGACUUCGGCUGUGCCAUCCGCACCACUGGACGCAUGUCGACCAUGGUCGGCACCUUCGAAUACAGCGCACCAGAAGUCCUCACCUCCACUACAAACCGAGGCUACACCAAAUCCGUAGACCUAUGGUCUCUCGGAUGCGUGACCGCCGUCCUCCUCACCGGACGAACCUCGUGCGAGGACUCAUCCCGCACGUACGCCAUGGAAAUGGCCCAAGACCAAGGCCACGACAAGCUCGAGAGAAGCCUGCAACAGCAUAACGCGAACCGACGCGCCAGAAGCUUCGUGCACCGUCUUCUCGUCUACGACGAUAGGGGGCGCAUGACCGUCGAACAGGCUCUCUCGCAUUGCUGGUUCACUAACCCCGUCCACCAGGAGGAGUUCGAUAACCUGUACAGACGAUCUAUCCGUGACUGGAGUCCAUGUUACCCCGAUGAGCCGCUCAUUGUGGACCUUUCUAGUUCGACCGCCUCUCUGGAGACUUUAUCUGACCAGGAGACGGAGACGGAGACUGAAAAGGGCAAGGGCCAGCAAAAGGGCAAGGGCCAGCGGCGGACGAGGACGUUGCCCAUGGAACGGCUUCCCUCUGUGGAGUUGGGGGAUAUCUCCGAUGAGGAGGAUUUUCAUCUCUGA
Aspergillus heteromorphus CBS 117.55 is the source of this 1548-nucleotide messenger RNA. Its product is annotated as FHA domain-containing serine/threonine-protein kinase. Gene Ontology annotation, molecular function: protein kinase activity; ATP binding; protein binding. The coding region runs from base 1 to 1548 and encodes 515 amino acids. The record is from RefSeq and is a predicted model, not a curated record. The transcript has 6 exons. Gene Ontology annotation, biological process: protein phosphorylation. NCBI's taxonomy places the organism in Eukaryota, Fungi, Ascomycota, Eurotiomycetes, Eurotiales, Aspergillaceae.